UCCAGCCCAGUAGAGUGUACGUUUUGCCUACUGUUUGUCAGAGACGUUGCCUCAUAUUUUUGUUUUAGCAGUGGUACACUUAUUUCCUGACUUUUCAGACAUCACUGAAUAUACUAGGGGAUUUUCAUGUCAGUAGUAUUUAUCUUCUGACUUGCUGUAUCAAUCAUAUUUUUAAAGGAACUCGCCAUUACUAACAGCUGUUAUCCAGAUCUGUGGAACAGGAUUUUUGUUGCACAAGAACGAAAGAGGAGGAGUUUGGGCUUUUCUGUCUCCUUUUGUAUCUUACAGGAACUCACCCACCCUUCUUGAGAGCUGCCUUUCGUUUGCUGUGUUGUCCGAGUCUGAGGCUGCUGCAGACAAGUUUUCUUCAAUUCAGAUGUACGUCUCUUAAAAUGUGUUAUUUGUCAGGUGUGGUCAAGAAUCCAACAUUAAAACAGAUGGCCAGAUCUGCCUCAGUCAAAGCGGCUGUUUCCCAUGGCCAAAUGCAACUUCUAAAAAGCUCUGACAGACCAUUCGCAAACAGAAAUGGAUAUGACGGAAAGAAGAACAAACAAAGUUCUCCUCUACUGUUGGAAAUUGCUUCAGCUGUGAAGCAGACAAGAGAAGGUUCCUUGCAGAACAACAGUCCAGCAGAGGUAGCUGUUCCAGUCUCAAAAUGCAAGGUUGAAAAAGACAAUACUGCAGUGGAAAUGGAAGCCUUUCUUCCUUCUUGUUCAAGUUAUGCUGGAUCAGGUGCAAGGGGGCAUUAUCACAACUGUGUGUGCUUUCUCACCAUUAGUAAUGCACGAAGAUCUACAGACUACAAGUUAUCAGGCAGCAGUUGUGGGCAAAUAAGGAGCAUUACCAUCUCACACUUAGGGCUGCUACAGCAGGUACCUAUUCAGUGGUGGAAAAGCUCAACAGGACAUGCAAAUGGUAUAAGACUGAGACAGGCAAUGCCAGAGCAAGCUGCAAGUGUUACUUACAAGGAUCACUAUGUUCAGUUUAACAAAGGUUCUGCAUGCAGGAUUACCAGCACCUCAGUUACUGAUUACGCCCCUGUGAUUUCAUCCAGUUUCACUGCAGCCAAGGCACAGAAAUUUUCAGGGAGCUGCCACAGGUCAUACUUGGCUCAAUCUUUCCUUCCAUUAGCUUCUAUAGUAUGGCACUGUUUUGGGGGUACCUUUCCACUAGCUGGCAAGGUAACAUUAUUGAAUCUUGGUAACAGUCAUCCUACUCCAUUGUUUUACUGGAGGCACUGCAGUAGGACUACAUUUGGAUAUGCAUACAGUACAGCAAGCCCAGGUUCUGGCAUAUGCGACAAGCAUCUAGAGCACGAGUUAAAGAAAAUCCAGGGCAAGAUUCAAGAGGCUGGAGAGGUGUUAGAUGAAGCGAAAGAAUCUCUGGGGACAGUGUACUUCAGCAAAGACAUGGAGGAAGCAGACCAGCUGGUUGAAGAAGCUAUGAAACUCUAUGAGAAAGUCCUGCUUCAAUGCAGCAACUCUGUUCAGAAGAAGAGGAUGCUCUCCAUACUAGGGCCAGAAAUUGAAGGGAUUGCAUCCAGACAAGUGCAGCUCCGAACGUCUGUACAACAUUAAGAGAAAGAUGUGUAAUAACAUGUGUUGUUCGGUCACUCUUAUGAGCACAGUUUUGUGUCAUUACUCAGGGCUAAUAUUUUAAUCAUUUCAAUAAGUGAAAAAUGGGUGCUCAACAUAAUCUCUGUAACUGCUCCCUUAUGAAGUAAACUUCAAUACAGGUUGAACCCAGACUAAUAACAGCUCAUCCUUCAAGUUGUACACCAGUUCAUCACAAGACCCUAAGUACCAUUUUUGCUUCAGGGAGCUGGACAAAAAAGUUAUGAGUAUGUUUGCUAUCUUUCUGGCCUCCGAUGACACUACUUCAUUACUAGCUGUGAAAACUGAAUUUAUAGUUUGUUUAGUAGGUAUGUAUUUUGUGUCCCUGUUUUUCUUUUAUCUGCUGAUCUUUGUAUAACCACCUCCCCAGAAUAAUGCCACAAGAGGUAUCACUCAGGUUAUUGCAUUCAGUAAUAUAGCAUUCUGAUUGAAGAAAAAUGGUUUCUUUAGAAAUACAGGCUCUUACUGCCACUAUGCUUUCAACACUAAAGCAUCUCAUAUUUUUGGUUUCAAAAUAAGGUGUUUCAUCUGCAGUAUUUAAUUGACAAUAUGCCUUUACUGGGAGCACAUCUACUGUGUGCAUAGUUAGCACAGACAAACUGCAGCAUAUAAGGAAGGUAGGGUGUCUGAGUGCAGCAGCUAUAUGCUCUUAUCGCUUCCAUAUGUUACCCUGCAUAUCAUAUGAGAGAGAGGAUGGAGCUCUAUAAAUAAUUUAAAAAUAUCUGCUUGCUGCCCCAGAAACAAUAUAGUGAGUCAAUAUGUAUACUAAGGAGAUGCUUCUUAAUACCACAAGAGUCCUCAUUUAAAUUUAAUGCUAAGUUCUAUUGAAAUCAGCUUAAAUUGAUCUUAAUGAUACAGAGAAAAAGGAAUAUACUACAUAAUGUACCAAAGCAGUAUGUAUUAUACCAGUGAGGUACACAGUCUGAUUUCACAAAUAAAAACCUUGGAAAACGUAAUUGACAUGGGAGGUUAACUGCACAGCUCCUGGGUCAUAAAUUCAGGUUGGAUAACUCUGGGCAACCACAUUUGCAUGGACUGAGAUGAACAUUCACAAACAUUAAGUAAAUUUAAUGCCAUGUCUCCUCAUUAUAUUUUUUUACAAAUUCAGAAAUGCUCAUAUAUCACUAAAAUCACUCAAACAACAUCCCUGAAAUGAUCACCUACACUAAGUUUACAGUAGACAACACAAGCAUAACUCACAAUUUAUUCUUCCUAAUUUUACUUUUCCUACUUAUUUUUGUGAAGCCUUAAAUGUUGAGAGGGGUUUAUAAAGGUUACCACAAAGUACUGAUUAUAAGUAUCUUUCUGAGUGUCUAGAAAGCACAAAAAAUGUGGUAGGGAUAUUCUUGAAUAUAGAUCAUGUACACUUAGUGUAGGGGUUAAUGAAUACGACCACAUGCCUUUUUACUGUGUCUUGUGAGUACAGAUUAGUAUGUAGUUGAUUGUGAUGAGUACUGGCAAGAUGCAAAAAUAAAGUUAAAUUCCUCUUAGGUUAACUAUUUUGAUGUGAUGCAAUAUCAUCUAGGAGUGGAAGAUACGCAAGAUUUGCUCUCUGGUGACUUAAUAAACCUCAUCCUUGGGAUUAAUCCUGCUCAUUUAGGAGUAUGCUCCUGCAGAUUAUAUCAUAGUAGCAGUAAUGUUAGACUACAAUAUUCCAGACAAAAUUAUUUUUGUUGAUAUUGCUCAUCCCAUUGGGUAUAGCCUAUUUGAAGGAGAGACAGAAGCUGAUCUUCAUAUUGAUGAGAAAUCAUUUGGCCAGGAAAGUUCCUUUACUUUUUUCAGUAAGUGCCAUUUAUCUGAACCACCAACUCAGGCAGAUGGGAUGGUGCUUUAAGCUUAUAUUAAAAGGAUGGCACCUCAGAAGUGCAGUACAUUUACUGGAACACUAAUCCAAGCAAUUGAUGUGGGGAACAGAACCUGCAACCUGGUCUUCCCAGUAUUAAAGGUGUGUUUGCUUUUUGGACUGUAUCAAAUCUUUUCGAGCUGAUGAGCUAUUCUGGAGUAGGAGCAACGCUUUAAAACCCCAUAUAACACAAGCAAAAGAGGUGGAACACAAUGUACAAAUCUCACUAGUCAUAUGUCAGUUUCAAAAACAAACUCUAAACAAUGGGUAAACAGCAAUAACAGCCUUCCUUAGCUGGCAUAUAUACAAUAAAAUGGCAACCACCAAAUCACUGCAUCCUGAAGUACUGGCCCUAUUGGAUAAGCUUAUACUGUCUGUUAUAUUUUCAAAAACCCAUGCCACAAAUGUUCUGUACUAUUUAAAAAAAAAUGAAGCAAAUAAAGCCACCAGUAAAUUUGAUGAAUACUGAAAAGUGCUACAAGGAGAAAGAAUUAAGAGAACAAUAAACUGUACUAGAGGGUAUAAAAAGAUCGCAUGAGAUUGAUUUUUCUGUAGCAGAAAGUUAACUGCUGAGUGCACUGCGAUUUUGUAUUUGUGUUUCUGUGUUGGCAAGGGUUACUGUCUUAGACAAUAGCUGGUAGUAGUACUGCAUUUGUUUAUUUUGUGAGAGAGUACUGCAUUUGUUCACUUUGUGUGUGAGGACAUAUCUAUGAUAUGCUACCAGAUUCUAGAAACUACCAGAGAGGAAGCAAUAUUCAGGAUCAAUUACAAACAAUACAUUAAAUACUUAAUUUCA
Messenger RNA from Protopterus annectens (West African lungfish), 4252 nucleotides. RefSeq lists its product as uncharacterized. The transcript has 2 exons. Bases 393 to 1577 code for a protein of 394 amino acids. The record is from RefSeq and is a predicted model, not a curated record. Lineage: Eukaryota; Metazoa; Chordata; Ceratodontiformes; Protopteridae.